GAUAUGCUGGGGACACAGGAACUCAUUUAUCAACGCGCGCGCGCGCCUUCUAGCGGCCUUGCCCGUGUUCUGACAUCACGAUUAGGGUCUGUGCACGCGCCUCGGCAGCUGUUACAGAGCGGAGUCUGCAGAGGACAGGAGCUGUGAAGCUGCAAACAUGGCAACGGGGACAGCAGAGGCAGAAAACCGGCAAAGGCUGCUAAAGACAGUCAAGAAGGAGGUGAAGCAGAUCAUGGAAGAGGCAGUUACCAGGAAAUUUGUUCAUGAAGACAGCAGCCAUAUAAUUUCAUUCUGUGCUGCAGUAGAAGCUUGUGUGCUGCACGGAUUAAGACGCAGGGCUGCCGGUUUCUUAAGAAGCAACAAAAUAGCUGCAUUAUUUAUGAAGGUGGGGAAGAGUUUUCCACUUGCUGAAGAACUUUGCAAGAAAGUUCAAGAACUUGAACAGCUGUUAGAGAACAAAAAGAAUCAGAUGCACAUUAUGCAAGAGAAUGUACGCAAAACACUUAAGUUGCCAAACUUGUCCCCACAAGCCAUCAAACACCUGUGGAUUCGAACUGCACUCAUAGAAAAAGUCUUAGAUAAAAUUGUACUGCAUCUGGUGGAGAAUUGCAACAAAUAUUAUGAGAAAGAAGCCCUUUUAAUGGACCCAGUCGAAGGUCCAAUUCUUGCCUCAUUGCUUGUUGGUCCCUGUGCCCUGGAGUACACAAAGAUGAAAACUGCAGACCACUUUUGGACUGAUCCAUCCGCAGAUGAGCUUGUUCAGAGGCACCGCAUUCACAGUUCCCACUGCCGACAAGACUCGCCCACCAAGAGGCCUGCGCUUUGUAUUCAGAAAAGACAUUCGAGUGGAAGUAUGGAUGACAGACCAUCAAUGUCAGCACGAGACUAUGUGGAAUCAUUACACCAGAAUUCAAGAGCGACUCUUCUGUAUGGAAAAAACAAUGUCAUGGUCCAGCCUAGGGAUGAUAUGGAAGCAAUCCCAGGCUAUUUAUCCCUUCACCAAACGGCAGAUACCAUGACUUUAAAAUGGACCCCAAACCAGCUCAUGAAUGGCUCUGUGGGGGAUUUAGACUACGAGAAAAGUGUCUACUGGGACUACGCAAUGACUAUUCGUCUAGAAGAAAUUGUGUACUUGCACUGUCACCAACAAGUAGACAGUGGGGGCACAGUAGUCCUUGUGAGUCAGGAUGGAAUACAAAGAUCGCCCUUAAGAUUUCCACGGGGUGGACAUCUUCUGCAGUUCCUUUCCUGUUUAGAAAAUGGCCUUCUUCCACAUGGACAGCUGGAUCCUCCUCUAUGGUCCCAAAGAGGGAAGGGAAAAGUGUUUCCAAAGCUAAGAAAAAGAAGUCCACAGGGGUCCUCUGAGUCAGCAUCAGACAAGGAAGAAGAUGAAGCCACAGAUUACGUGUUCAGAAUAAUAUACCCAGGGAGUCAGUCUGAAUUUGUUACUGUGCAUCGUCAUUUUCAUCCUUCAUUUACUCACCCUCCCAGCAACACCUCCAUUUACCAUCUGAAGUCCAAGAGCCCAGCAAGCCAAACUGCAGUGGUCCAAUCAGAUCCAGAGCGACUGCACAAUCCCCUCACCAUGCCGGUAGCUCAAGAAUUAAUAGACCCUCAGGGGGGAGGGUUGCCUGCUAUGUGGCAGCCAAGCACACGCAAAUCCUCAUGUUCCUCUUGUUCACAAAGUGGGUCUUCAGAUGGUGGCCCCUCUAAUGGCUGCAACCAUGAAAGAGCCCCUCUUAAAUUGCUGUGUGACAAUAUGAAGUACCAGAUUGUUUCCAGGGCCUUUUACGGGUGGCUCGCCUACUGCAGACAUCUGUCUACUGUUAGAACACACUUAUCAGCGCUAGUUAAUCAUAGGAUUGUAUAUCCAGACAUGCCAGUUGAUGCAAGCAUUGGUUUAACAGUGGACAUCUGGCAGAAGUAUUUAGAGGACAGUACGCGUUUCGAAGAACAAGAGCUUUUACGUCUUAUUUACUAUGGGGGGAUUCAGCAUGAGAUCAGGAAGGAAGUUUGGCCUUUUCUUCUUGGUCAUUAUCAGUUUGGGAUGUCCCAAGCAGAGAGAAAAGAGGUGGAUGAUCAAAUCCGUGCUUGCUAUGAACAAACCAUGGUGGAAUGGCAGGGCUGUGAAGCCAUUGUUAGGCAAAGAGAGAAGGAAACUCAUGCAGCUGCCCUGUUAAAGUGCUCAUCUGGUGCCAGUUUGGACAUUCAAAUCCAAAGAAUGAUGCACAGGGAUUCUACAGUGAGCAAUGAGUCAUCUCCAAGCUCCAGUUCCGACCAACAAAAACAUGUGCGCUUGCAGAGUGACUCUAGUACAAGUACACAGGUUUUUGAAUCAGUUGAAGAAGUAGAACAAACAGAAACCAGAAUUGAAGAUAGCAAACCAGCAAAGGUUACCAACGGUACGGUCCUUAAUGGAACUUCAUCUCCAGAUUCAGGUCAUCCGUCCUCUCGGAAUUUCUCUAUUACAUCUGGGUAUUCAGAACACAGCUUCAGUACAGAUGAUACCGCUUCUAUGGAGACAAAUAAAAGCAACAUGUACCUGCAAACAAAACCAGGAAUUGUCAGUGGUAAAAAGGAGAACGGUUUGGACAAUAUCCUUUUAGAUAACAAAAUGGCAGAAGAAGAAAAUCCAAUUCAGGAUAGCUUAAGCAUAGAAGCAACAGCCAAUGAAAGCUUGGAUGAUUUUCUUUCUAUCAGUGAGAAUGUAGAGGAUAUAAUACUGGAUAAGGAUACUGCAGUACUUUCAGUUGUGGAAGCAUGGCCUGACAGUGAAGCUGAGAAGGAGAGCCUAGUUGGAAGUGAAGACAAUUUAUCUGAAGAGCCAGAGAUGGAGAGUUUGUAUCCACAGCACAAUUCAUUGGUUGUAAUUGAUGCAACUGUGUCUGCAGUAUCUCCUGUUUCAUCCAUAGGAGUUGCAUAUUCACAAGAACUCUUAGAUAUGUACACCAUCAACCUCCACCGCAUAGAAAAGGAUGUGCAGAGAUGCGAUCGCAACUAUUGGUAUUUCACACCGUCCAAUCUGGAGAAACUUCGCAAUGUGAUGUGCAGCUAUGUGUGGCAGCACAUUGAGAUUGGAUACGUGCAAGGGAUGUGUGAUCUACUGGCGCCUCUCUUGGUAAUACUAGAUGACGAGGCACUUGCUUUCUGCUGCUUUACUGAGCUAAUGAAAAGGAUGAACCAAAAUUCCUUUGGAGGUGCCAUGGAUACCCACUUUGCCAACAUGAGUAUCUUUAAUACAGAACUGGUUUACGACGAUGUCUUCUCGGGUUUGGAGACCAUCUCAGCCAAGCAUGUGACCUCCUCUCACUUUGUCCUGUUCAUUGCAUUGGCUUUAGUUGAGGUAUAUCGAGACAUUAUCUUGGAAAACAAACAUGGACUUUAUGAUAUUAUCAAGUUUUUUUCAGAAAUGGCUGAGAGACACAAUAUAAAGCACAUCCAAAAGCUUGCACGGGAUUUGGUGUACAAGGUUCAGACCCUGAUUUGAGAACAAGUGAAGACGACACACAGACAUACAACACUCAAAUUAGCACCUGGAUAUCACUACUCAGCAGUGCAAAGGGCAUGAAAAUGCCUAGUUAGCCAAUGUAUUUUACUAUGUAAGUGCCGCAAACAGAAGCCAAUUGAAGUAGCAAAGGAAACUGCUACAGCAUGAAAGGGUUUUCCUGUGUUUUUCUUUCUAUUCAUAGUUUAACCUUUGAUUCCUUUGACCUUGUUCAUUUUUUGUAAAACCAAAGACUCAGAAAUCAGAAACUACUUCUCAUUAAUUUUAUGCCCAGAUUAGAAUGCACAACCCAAACCUUGCAUAUGCUUUUUUCAUAAACGUUGUGUGUCCAAUAGAUACUCCAGAAUACUUGCUAUCUAUGGACUGAAGUUCAUCUUGUAGCACAAGUUAGAGAACAUAGAUACAUCAGCCUUACAAACUGGGUGUAGGUUAUAUAUGCACACAAAAAAAUACAUUAAAGUUUUUUUUAUUAUUAUUUUAAGUUAGUUAGACAUAGGAUAGUUUAGAAAAGCAAGACAAAUUAUGUUUUUAAUAUAUUUUUUCCAUAAUAAUUGAGAUUGAAGGAUUACAGGAUACAUUUCCUUUAUACAGAGUGAAAUAUGCCCAGGUAUUGGUUGAUGUGCCAAAUGUAAUGUGCAUGUCCACCCUGCAGUUAUAUACAACCUUGGUUCAAUGCCUUUUUCUUCCCAGGGAAAAAUUUUUAUAGGCAUUUUAUUUUAUUUAGGAUGAAGCCUUGAUUGCGUCACAUAAGCAAUGCCUAUAGAGUUAAUUUGCACAAGGACACUUCUGAUAUUUUCAGAUAUCAAUAUGGAGAUUUGAUAAAGUUUCCAGUGUUAGAUAUUAUCACUUACGCUAUAAAGAAUGUGAAAGAGACACAAAAUAGUGGCGUUCAUAAAUAAUUUAUCAUUAUUGUAUUGUUUAACUGAACAACACAAGCCUGACCUCUAGCCUAUAAUUUUCAUUAAUUUAUUCCGUUUAGCGUUUAUAAUAGGGCUAACCCAUACUUCUCUACAGUACACAUUACAAUUAACAGAAUCGUCAAUUUAAGUAAAACAUAAUGCAACAUUCAAUAAAUAACUGCCCAAAAAUAGAACAUCCUAUUCAAUAUGUAUAGUAGCUAUUCCCCUCUCACCAUCACCCUUUGUAAGUCUUCCUACAUCCCGUUUAGACUAUAAGCUCAGGGAUGUAUUUUCUUUCAUUUUUCAAUGACUGCACUGCUGCCUAUAUGUUCUGUUAACUCACUUUAAACCACUACAUACAUAGAAAUCUAGUCAAUACCCAGAUAACCACUCAAAGGGAAAUAUAUUUAAAGCUGUAGUUACUCCAAAUCUGUUAUCAGGUUUGUGUUUGUUUUUGUUUUUUAAUUGCAUGCAUUUUUUUGCUAAUUUGCAUAGUCCAUGGAUGGACCCAUAUUUACCGCAGUUACAAUCAUAAUUCUGCAAACUAGUUAAAAAUAUGAUGUGAAUAGAAAUCUUUGACUUAAAUCCCUGUUUUAUUUUGAGAAUCCAGCUUCCUUUUGGCUUUGUGUUUUCUUUUUAAAUCACUGUCCAGAUGCUUUUUUUUCUGCUUGUUAAAGACCCCAUUAGCUUUGUUCCUUGGAGCCAAAUGUUACAUUUCAGUAGUAAUCAUUCAAUAUAUAUACUUGGCUCACAAAUUAAAUCUUACCCAUUAAUGAAAAUAACAAAGGAACCCCAUUUGUUUGGCACAUUCUGUCUCUACAAGAUUCAGGAAACUCGGGCAAUCACUUUAGGGUGGGAAGAGGGAAAUCUCUCACCCAUUUGCUGCUAUAUUUAGGUGUAUUUCAUGUAACAGAGGAUGGAAUUUGAACGUCAAAGUAUACUUUCCUUAAAAUAAUUAGUAACACUUACUAGAAUCAGUGUCAUAUACAGUUUUAUCAUUCACAAUUAACUUUACCACAGGAGCACAAAUAUCCUAUAAAUACAGUGAACUGAAUGUAAUAAACUUUAUAUUAUAUCAACCAGCACUCUUCUAACAGCGCCCCUAUAAGCAGUCAUACAGUUUAUGCUUGCAACAUGUAAAGCCUUGAUGUUCUUUAACACAGAGAAGAGAUAAAAACCGGACUAUUUGGUGUUUAGGGCUGACUGUUAACUAGAGAGCACAAAAUAUAUAUUCGUUCUCUCACUUAUGAUAAACUAGUAGGUCAGACAAGGUGUUUUGGGAUAGUAUAGAGCAAAGCUGGUAAACCUUUUUAAGAGCAUGUGUCCAAAUCGGGUUACCUUUUUAAAAUUUAAAUUAAAAAAACAUUAAAGUUUUUUUUUAUUCUUAUUAUAAAUCCAUAAUAUAUUUUAGCAAAUUAAACAUUUUUGUUGAUAUAUAGUAUGGAUACUUAAGUAUUAUGGUGGUAGUCCCGAGACAGGGGACCUUAAGCACUAGUGUCAUAGGUUUACCAGCCCUGGGUAUACAGCAUAUGGCUUUAGAUACAAUGUUUUUUUGUAUCACAGUGGCUGACUUAAGUAUAUUCUUACAAACCUAAUAUAAUGCAAUGAAGAGGUUUUGUUAGCAAGCAAUUAUAUAUCCGUAGCCAAUUAUUGCCAGUAGAAUUCUAACUGCCAUGUACUGAACUGGUUCCCAGAAUAAAUAGAAAUUAAUUGUAAAUAUCACUUGUUGACCUCAUCACAGAAAUAUUACCAUAGGUUUCACUGUUGACUGCUGUAUUUUGGGAAAUAUCUUUCAACAUCCUAUAUAUUAAGAAACACAAUGGAGUGUCUACAAAACAGUAGCAAGUUGUGGCUUUGUAAGUCUUAUACCUAAUAUUCUUCUAAUUACCUUACAACCUUUAAAAAAAAAGUCUAUUUGUGUCUCUGAAUAAGUGUUUUUGAAUAACUUAUGAUGAAAAAAAAGUAUUUAUUUAUUUAUUCUAUUUACUGUACAUUUCUGUAUGUCAUUGUAAAACUCAGUGUGUAUGUGUGUGAAUCAUCUAUCAGUGGAGAUAACUUUUCAAUGUUGCAGACAUAUCUUGUAAAUGUUUCAGAGGAUACUGUCUUUGUGUGUGUGUGUGAAUCUGGAGAGGAAUAAGAUAUUAUUAUUUUUCAAAGAGAAUUUUGUUUUUAUGAAUGAUAAGGACACAUUGUAUAAGCCACAAUAUGUAUCCGAAUAUGUCCUAUUGUACUAGGUAUUAUUUUGUUGCAUCUGCAAAAGGAACGCUCUUUAGUAACCAAUAUUAUGAUGUUUUAUUCUAUACAGCUCUCCGGCUUUAUUUAAGAUAGAGUCUCUGUACUGCAAAAUGAACACUCCCUCAGAUUACAUAUGGAGUAUAGUGACCAGAUAACAGAAAGUAGCCCUUCAAAAUGUAAAAAAAAGCCUAGGGAUGUAUACAGGUGACUCAGGCUUGGCUUGCUUUCUAGAUGGAAUGAAAGAGGACUGUCACUUUAUUAAAGGAGGACUGUCACUUUAUUAAAGGAGGACUGUCACUUUUAUUCCUAUUUUGAUAUUAACUAACUUUUUCUCUUUCCAUUGAUUUGGUGAACUUUACAGAUUUAUCAGUGUGUUUCAUUUAUGUAAUUUCCUAGAGCUAGAGUGGAUGACCUUUAGACAUUAUAGCCUAAUGCAUGCAGCAAGAUGGUAGCUCUUCAGUAGCACUGCAUGACACGUUAACAGCAUUUAUUUUGCAUGCAGUGUUUCAUCAUGCUAAGCCCUAUGUUGCCCUGGAUCUGCCAUUGGCAGUUAUACUGCACAGUGAAGAACAUGGGUUUAAUUCACUCAAAUAAAUACUUUAUGGGAUAAAUACUUUAAAUAACUAAAUAAAUAAACAAAAUGACCAAACAAGACUGUAAAUAUAUAUGCACUCAGAGGACUGCUUGGAGAGAAAUAAACUCACAAAUCUAAAAUGAACAUUAACUUUUAAAGAAACAUAUUAGACAGACAGAUUACUAAAACAGUAAGGGCUAGAUUACAAGGAGAGCGCAAAAUAUUGCUUCCGCAAAAGUGAUAUUUGCACUCAACUUAGUAAGAUCAGUGCACUCAAUUGUGCGCUGUUAUUACAAGUGAGGUCCAAUGCGAGCAUGACCUUGCGUUCACAUUGCACAGAAGAAUUGCGCUCACGAGAGUGCGCUUCCAUAGGCUCCAAAGGGGGUAAGUCGCGCAGCGAUCGGCAGCAAUUUUAAAUAUAUAUGUAUAUGCCUAUUUACAUAUAUAUUUAUGGGUUUAUAUGUGUAUAUACAUAUAUCAAUAUAUAAAUACAUAUGUAUAUAAACAUAUAUCGUACAUAUAUAUUUACAGGGAACACACAGUUCCCCAUAGAGUGCAAUGAAAAGGCACUUUUUUGUGCGUUUUUUUUUUUUUUUUUUUAAAGAGACCUCACAUGUUAUUAUGGGGGCAAUUGGGGCACAUUUAAAAAAUCUAACCAGAGGUCUAACCUCUAGUUAAUUUUUUGACGACUAAUUGCUACCGCAAGCUCGCCCAUUUACGGUUGUGUGAUAAAUUAGCUCUCCACUUGUAAUCUAGCCCUUAGUAAAUUGUGAAUUAUGUUCACAACAUAAAAAGUCAAAUUUAGCGUAGCAAAUCCAAUAAAAAAAUCACAUAGAUCAUGGCCUCUAUUUAACAAGGUCUGGCGGACCUGAUCCGACAGUGCGGAUCAGGUCCGCCAGACCUCGCUGAAUACGGAGAGCAAUACGCUCUCCGUAUUCAGCAUUGCACCAGCAGCUCACAAGAGCUGCUGGUGCAACGCCGCGCCCUGCAGACUCGCAGCCAAUCGGCCGCCAGCAGGGGGUUGUCAAUCAAUCGAUCGGGUUGAUUUCCGGCGAUGUCUGUCCGCCUGCUCAGAGCAGGCAGACAGGUUAUGGAGCAGCGGUCUUUGUGACAGCUGCUUCAUAACUUAUGUUUCUGGCGAGUCUGAAGACUCGUCAGAAAAACGGUCCUUAAAGCUCCGUACGGAGCUUGAUAAAUAUGGGCCAUUGAAUCUUAGAGUAUUUCCCUCAAUGGUAGAAAACACUGAUAAAUGUGUAAAUAGCCAACAGUAUACCAGUAUGUUACCAGUGGUUUGCCGGUGUGCUGUUUAUUUGCAAACACAGAGCUAAAUAACAAAGAUUCAAUAUAAAUGUGUAUAUUCUGCACUACUUCCUUAUCCUGUUUCAUGUGACCUUUAAAUAAACUUGAUGCUGUUAAAUAUAAUAAAAAUUAAAUAAAUGCAGCACAUAUGAGGGGAGUGCAAAGCUUGUUUCAAAAUCUUCUAGAUAUGCAUAUAGUAUAGUUACCAUAACAAGUUGUAAUGAACUCCCCAAUCUUAGUGAAUAAUGGUGUAGAUUUGUUUAGUAGGGACUGAUUUAAAGGAUGUCUACAAAUAGGGCAACCUCAUCAUAUCACGUUAUCAUAUCAUGUGCUAUGACGUCUUACAUCACGGUGUAUUCACAAUAGCACAUAGAUUAUUUCAUGAGGGAGCACAUAUUGUACAAAUACCUCAUUCUGAAUAUUAUUAUUAAGAUGCAACAAAAUAAAAUCUUUAUAUUUGCUUUACUUUUGUGAAACAUUUCAAAGUGGUGAUGACAAUGUUUUCUCGGGUGGUUUUCUUUUACAAAGUAUUCAAAAUCUGGAUAACUUUAUAUAAAAAAUUUUAGCAUAUGUUGAGUAACACCUUGAAGACCAAAGCAGCAUAAACAAUUGGUUGACAAAUGUCACAGAACUUUCAGAACCUAGCUAGAUGGUUUUUUUUAACAAGCUGCUAGCUACCUAAUUUAAUUAUAUUACAAGUACAAAUACCCCAUUUUCCCCAUCAGUAAAUCACAAUCUUCUCUGCCUGUACCUUAGCGUUGGUUUGGUUUUUAUGUUCUAAAAUGCAAAUGCUAGUCUAUAUUAAAAACAACUAUUACCUUUCUGAUUACAGUACUGUACUAUCUUUUUGAUCUUACUAUGUAUACAAAAGUAUUAAAAAUUAUAUAAAACUACCUUUAGGUUGUGUGUAUAAUCUGUAAUAUGUCGUAGAAAUACUGCCUAAAUGGCAUAAGAUGUCAUUUAGGCAAGUUUGGUAGCUUACAGCUCCAUUUCUUUCAUGCAGAUGGUAAAGAGUCCAUGAUCCAUUACUCCUGGGAAAGUGAGAUGUGUUUUAUAGAGCUCUUGGGGUUUGGGAAUAUUUGCCUCCUCCUAGUGGCAAGGAAGAUAAAUCCCAGGAGUAAUGGAUUGUGGACGCUCACCAUCAUGAAAGAAAUUCAUUUAUCAGCUAAGAAUAAAUUAUGUUUUUUAACGACUCAGUGGAAACAAGCCCUUAGUUUUGCUUAUUACAGUUUUUCAUCUCUGCCUUAAAGUGAGUCUUUUUGUAGUUUAAGCUUCCUGUUGUAUAUCUCAGAUACUUGUUUUUACUGUAUAGAGUAAAAUUCUAAGCAUUUUUGAAAAGCGUUUUAUUGUCAUCCUUUUUGAGAAGUGCUCUGUAACAAUGAAAACUGAAUAGUGUAGCUAUAAUGUAAUUUCUAGUGAAGUUUUGUUCCACAAAGCUGCAGGUUUUCAGAUAUUUUAAAUAUAUUUGAGAAGUCAUCAAGACUAUUGCAGACUGCAGAAUAUUCGCUAGGUGUAAUGGAUAAUGGUAAAUAUCAGUAUUGCUUAAGUAGGACCUCUUUAUGCUUCUGUUUCGACUCACAUGAUUCAAGAUUUGCCAAGUAUUUAAUAAAGAGCUCAUAAACCUGCAUGUUGCCGGAUUGUCUCAGUUUGUCUUCUCUCUCCCUCCUGACACUAAAUGACUUGUGUCUCUAUUUCACAAAGUAAAAAACAUUACCCAGAAAUGCCUAACUGUGCCCUGGCACACCUGCCCCUGUUCUGCCCUCAUCUGUACAGUCCUACAACUAACAGUCAAUGUUGGGAGGUCUAUUCAAAUAUUCCAUCCUUUUGCUCACUAUGCCUAGAGGAACACAGAUGCACAUAACUACUGAUAUAUGCCUGGGGCUGCCCUUUGUUUUUUAGUUGACUAAAUAAUUAUGUGAUGUUUUAAGACUCUGAGGCCCAUUUAUCAAGCUCCGUAUGGAGUCUUCAGACUCGCCAGAAACACAAGUUAUGGAGCAGCGGUCUAAAGACCGCUGCUCCAUAACCCUGUCCGCCUGCUCUGAUGAGGCGGACAGGAAUCGCCACAAUUCAACCCGAUCGAGUACGAUCGGGUUGAUUGACACCUCCCUGCUGGCGGCCCAUUGGCCGCGAGUCUGCAGGAGGCGGCGUUGCACCAGCAGCUUUUGUGAGCUGCUGGUGCAAUGCUGAAUACGGAGAGCGUAUUUCUCUCCUCAUUCAGCGAUGUCUGUCGGACCUGAUCCGCACUGUCAGAUCAGGUCCGACAGACACUUGAUAAUUCGGCCUCUAAAUGUAUAGGUGGAAACCAACAGAAUUAAACAAGUGUAGUUCUUCUUUGUGAAGGGCAUACAUGAGCAACAAGGAGCCUGCUUUUUAGCUUUUUGCUCAUUCUCAGCUGGUUGUAUCUGAAUGAGUUUUAUUGUAAUAGGUCAUGUUAUGCUGGUUUGGUCUUGGGAUCAAUGUUUAUGCACACAUAUUUAUAUAAAGAGCUAUAUACAUAUAUCUGUAUGUUUCAUUUUGCCUUGACGUGUUCAACAUUUGUUAAAGCCAGUCUUGGAGCUCAACAUAAUGCUAAAAUGUUUUUAUAUGAUUGUAUUCAUGUUUUUAUUUUUUUUAAUUGUAAAUUGCUAUUUACUGUUGUUGAAAGAGAUGAACUCUUAAAAAAUAUAUAUUCUAUAUGGUAUAUGUAUUUUCAAACAAAUAAACUACUUGUUGUUAUUUA
Messenger RNA from Bombina bombina (fire-bellied toad), 11231 nucleotides. Its product is annotated as small G protein signaling modulator 1-like. The record is from RefSeq and is a predicted model, not a curated record. Gene Ontology annotation, biological process: activation of GTPase activity. Gene Ontology annotation, molecular function: GTPase activator activity. Lineage: Eukaryota; Metazoa; Chordata; Amphibia; Anura; Bombinatoridae.